AUGUCUACAAUGUGGCUCGCUGCCGCGACGCUCUUGUCGAUGGUAUCAGCACAGCAAGACUCCUUGAAAGUGGGCAAGUUCUUCAACCCGCCAAAUGCCGACGCAGAGCCCACCACCGACUUCUCGAGCAACCCAGUCUGGACCAUUGGCGAUACUCAGUCGAUCAAAUACACGACCGUUUAUCAGAACUACACUAUCGCCCUAUGGCAACAGAACAUCGGACAAGGAUCUGCGACCCUGGGUCCGGUCAUCUUUCAAACGAUCAAUGGCGCCGUAACGCAGUUCGACUGGUCCGUACAGCUGUUCCAAUUCGACCUGGCCCCCUCCAAUGUAUUCUACCUCCUGCUGAGCACAACCAGCGGUCCCGAGGGCGCGCUGGCCGUCAGCUCGCACUAUUUCAACAUCACUCAGGAGAGCCCUGUGUCCAGCAGCAUGAGUGCCACGGCCACGACCUCGUCGGUGGUGGGGGCUUCAACAUCCCCGACUGUGUCGCCUACGACAAUAACAUCGAUCUCUGCGACUGCCAGCAGCAUGCCAGUGGGGAUGCCGGGCGCGUCCAGCGGGCUGGGCGGGGGUGCCAAGGCAGGUAUAGGUGUUGGCGCCGCUCUGGGAGCACUCGCUAUCAUUGCUGCCGCAGUCUUCUUGUUCCGACGCUCGCGGGCGAAGCGGAAAGGAGUGGAGGCGGUGCCAGGCGGUGGUGAGAACAGUCGCACCGACGGACAUGGCAGAGAGCUAGUGGCGGACAAAGCGUAUGGGACCGAGUCAAAUGGUUAUGGACCUUCUGAGUUGAUGGACGGGUCACGUAUGCCAGCCGAAUUCGAGGUUCACGAGGCUGCCGGCUCUGAGGGGUGGAAUAUGAACCAUGGCCAUCAUCACCGCCAAGCUGGACAUGUUGCGGAGCUGUCAUCGUGA
Molecule: messenger RNA, 912 nt
Organism: Anthostomella pinea
Lineage: Eukaryota; Fungi; Ascomycota; Sordariomycetes; Xylariales; Xylariaceae
Source: the annotation of a GenBank genome assembly